Messenger RNA from Pestalotiopsis fici W106-1, 435 nucleotides. RefSeq lists its product as uncharacterized. The record is from RefSeq and is a predicted model, not a curated record. Gene Ontology annotation, biological process: translation. NCBI's taxonomy places the organism in Eukaryota, Fungi, Ascomycota, Sordariomycetes, Amphisphaeriales, Sporocadaceae. The transcript has 4 exons. Gene Ontology annotation, molecular function: structural constituent of ribosome. Gene Ontology annotation, cellular component: ribosome. The coding region runs from base 1 to 435 and encodes 144 amino acids.
AUGGAUGCCGUCACGAUUCGCACGCGGAAGUUCAUCCGCAACCCUCUGCUGGGUAGAGUAUGUUUGCUGUUUCCAUAUGCGCAGGCGCAAAUGCUAACGAAUUUUGUUGACGUCCUCCACCCUGGCAAGGCCGGCAUCUCCAAGACCACCCUCCGCGAGCAGCUUUCCAGCCUGUACAAGGCUACCCCCGACCAGGUCAAUGUCUUUGGUCUGCGCACCCACUUUGGUGGUGGCAAGACCACCGGUUUCGCCCUCAUCUACGACUCGCCCGAGGCCAUGAAGAAGUUCGAGCCUCAAUACCGUCUGGUCCGUGUUGGUUUCGCUACCAAGCCCGAGAGAGCUUCCCGCCAGCAGCGCAAGCAGCGCAAGAACCGCCAGAAGACCCUCCGUGGUACCGCCAAGGUAAAGGGUGCCAAGGCCAAGAAGGAGAAAUAA